Rhinolophus ferrumequinum (greater horseshoe bat) is the source of this 2212-nucleotide messenger RNA. Its product is annotated as C-type lectin domain family 10 member A-like. Bases 378 to 1313 code for a protein of 311 amino acids. The transcript is spliced from 10 exons. Gene Ontology annotation, molecular function: signaling receptor activity. The record is from RefSeq and is a predicted model, not a curated record. NCBI's taxonomy places the organism in Eukaryota, Metazoa, Chordata, Mammalia, Chiroptera, Rhinolophidae.
AAAGUUGUCCCCAUAUCUAACUCCCCCAAUCACGCAAUCUCUGCCUGUGUUUCAAUUAUUAUUUACUGCCCCAAGUUGAGAAAACAAAAGAUUCCGGAUUAUAGAUCUCUGGGCUUUCAGACACGAAGACCAGCAGGACUCCGUCACUUAUGUGACUCCUCCCUUGGUCACCUCUACUCCACACUCCAAGAUUUAGUUUCUUCCAACUCUGCUCAUUGCUGCACAACGAACCCAAGAAUCACAGCCUUCAGAAUUUGCACAGCCCUGACCUCAGCUCCAAUCUAGUCCCAGCCUCCUUGGUGCCCCAGCUCCAGCCCCAGCCUGUCUCUGGCGCUGCCUCCAUUUCAGCUCUGACGGCCUCAGAGUUUAGUCCAAGCAUGUCAAUGAAGUAUGAAAACUUCCAGUCGGUGGAGAGUGACAAGAAGAGUUGGUGGCUUAGAAAUGGGCUGUCCUGCCCCCAGCCCUUCCUGCAGAAUCUCUGCUCUGGAGCCCGCCCACUCCUGUUCUGCUUGGGCCUCAGCCUCCUCCUGCUGAUCGGCAUCUGCGUGAUCGGAUCCCAAAAUUCCAAAUUUCAGAGGGAGCUGGUGACUCUGGGAACAAACUUCAGUAAUGUCACUUCGAACACCGUGGCUGAGCUCCAGGCCCUGCACUCCCAGGAUGGCAGUUUGCAAGAAACCAUAACAUCUCUGAAAAGCGAGGUGGGAAACCAUGAGCAGGAACUGCAAGCAGCCCGCAGCUUGAAGGACAAGGUGGUUUCUCUGGAGAGUAAACUGGAGAAAGAGCAGGAGGAGCUCAAAAAAGAUUAUUCCGAAAUGGUCCUGCGAGUCCAGCAGCUGGCCAAAGACCUGAUCUCCCUGAAUUGCCACAUGGCUGCUCUCAAGAGCAAUGGUGAGGGGUACACUCGAAAUACCUGCUGUCCCCUUAACUGGCUGGAGCAUGAAGGCAGCUGCUACUGGUUCUCUCAUACGGGGAAGCCCUGGAAGGAGGCUGAGAAGUACUGCCAGUUGGAGAACGGGCACUUGGUGGUCAUCAACUCAAGGGAAGAGCAGAAUUUUGUACAGGAACAUACAGGCUCCUCGUACACCUGGAUAGGCCUCAGUGAUCCUGAAGGAAUCUGGAAAUGGGUGGAUGGCACAGACUAUGAGACCAAUUUCAAGAACUGGAAGCCAGGCCAGCCAGAUGACUGGCAUGGACACGGGCUGGGUGGAGGCGAGGACUGUGCCCACUACCUCUCUGAUGGCAGGUGGAAUGAUGACGUCUGCCAGAGGCCAUACCGCUGGAUCUGUGAGACCAGCCUGGGCAAGGCUGGGUAGGACAUCUCAGAGCUGCUUCCCGUUGACUACUCAGCCAUGGAAACAGCAGGGGUGGCGGAGGGAGAUCGUUCCCCAGACACCACUAGCAAGACCUCUGUGGGACAGGAAUAAGCCGUGGGAUAUUGUACUUCCAUCAUUUUGAAUUUUUUUCUCCUUAACUUUCAAACGACUACAUAGAGUUCCUAAGUGUUUCUUUUUAAUCAAAUUUCAGCUUUACUGAGGUAUAAUAUAUAUAUAUGUCGCAUCCUGCACGACAAGAGCUGUGGGAAGCAAGAAGGGUGCGCAGGGUUAAGAAAGACAGUAGACAAGGGUAGAGUGCAAGCGGGGCCAAAGGACUCAAGUUCAAGGACUGAGCCCUGAAUCAGGCCAAAGCAUAGCUUUUAUUAGUAAUCAUACAAGGAAACAAAGCUUGUUUUUGCCAUGGUCCACGAGUCACGUGCCUGACUGGCUGUUCUUCCCAAAAGUCCCCAUUGUGCUCCAACACGUCCUGUGCCUUCACACACACGCACAACCCCAGGGGAGGGAAUCACUGUACUGAAACCAUCAGGUAAGAGAGCCUGAACGAUAUUAUUCCAUUGGUUCCCAGCUUUCCGGGACACUUCCUUGUGAUGUCAUGGGGAAGGCGCGGGGAACAGACUGUUCAGCAGUUAGAAGGCAACAUAUAUAUAUAUUUCCACCGAUCCAGUUAAUUAACACGUCCAUAACCUCACAUAUUUAUCUGUUUUUUCUUUUUGAUGCAAACACUUAAGUUCUGCUCUCUUAGCAAAGUUCAAUUAUACUAGACAGGGUUAUCAAGUAUAGUCACUAAGUUUUACAUUAGGUCCUUGGACCUUACUUAUCUUAUAACUGAAAGUUUGUACCCUUUUACCAACCUCUCUCUAACCCCCACCUCCAGCCCC